Messenger RNA from Rangifer tarandus platyrhynchus (Svalbard reindeer), 420 nucleotides. The record is from the annotation of a GenBank genome assembly. NCBI's taxonomy places the organism in Eukaryota, Metazoa, Chordata, Mammalia, Artiodactyla, Cervidae.
AUGUUUAUAAAGAGAAUGUUGAUGGCGCCGUGUCGAAGCCCCUCUGUAUCCAUCCAUGCGUGUGGAGCUGCCGCUAGGUGCUCACAGCGCGGGAGGGGGCAGCCCACCCACCCCCGGGGCACCCACGGGCCCCAGAAUGGGAGCCCCCCUACCCCUAACUGUGAUGAUUUUGCAAAAAUGAAAGUUCUGUUCAUUUAUCCAUUGAGAUCUGGGGAGCCCAUGUCUCUAUUUCUGAUCCUGGCUACUUACCUUGGAGAAAAUAAGUCCUUUUUUCUGGCCUCACUGAUGGCAACAGAAGAAAGGACUUCUCUGCGUGGCCCCCUGCCAGUGGGGGCGGGUGCCCAGGGGCCCCCUGUGGCCUGGGCCCUCUUGCCCAUGGCCAGCUUCCUGCUGAUGAACAUGCUGUUUGUAUUGUUUUAG